Messenger RNA from Rhipicephalus sanguineus (brown dog tick), 963 nucleotides. RefSeq lists its product as uncharacterized. Lineage: Eukaryota; Metazoa; Arthropoda; Arachnida; Ixodida; Ixodidae. The record is from RefSeq and is a predicted model, not a curated record. The transcript has a single exon. The coding region runs from base 109 to 963 and encodes 284 amino acids.
AUAAACCUAGACGUUGUUACUGAAAAGACGUGUCCGUCUCGUUCAACCCAGCUCUACAAAGUGGUGACCCGGACGUGAUUCGCGGCACUGCCGAAGUAUUGUAGAGCCAUGCAACGCAACGAGACGCACCCCAACACGGAAGCUACUGGCACGACCGAUCAUGACGUCUCUGCGGUCUCCUUCCGACUUCCACCUUACUGGGACCGCAACCCUUCGAUCUGGUUCCUGCAAGCAGAGUCACAAUUCGUGCUUUCUGGCGUGCGCACGGAACAACGCAAGUACCAUCUCGUUGUUUCGGCGCUCUCACCUGCCGCUGCCGAAGAGGUAUGUGACCUGCUUUCAGGACCGCCCUCCGCCACACCAUACAGCACUCUCAAGGCUGCUCUGUUGGAGCGAACGACGGCAUCACAGCGUUCUCGCAUCCAACAACUGCUCUCCGCGGAGGAAUUGGGCGACCGCCGGCCAAGCCAGCUUCUUCGUCAUAUGCGUACACUGAUGAGUAGCAGCACAACCCCCACAGAUGACAACUUGCUGCGCGAACUCUUUCUGCAGCGCCUUCCGGCCAAUGUGCAAAUGGUCCUCGCCACUGCAUCCACGUUGGACCUCAACAGUUUGGCCAGCCUGGCAGAUAAAGUCCUGGAGGUAGCGACGCCGUAUGUGUGCAACGUCACGCCAUCAUCCAACAACGUGAGUGUCGUUCCACAGAUAUCAUCUGCCCCUGCUUCUCCUAUCGACGCACUUUGCCAUCGCUUGGAAGAACUGGUUUGUGCUGCGGAGCGUCAUUACCCCCCACCACGUCACCGAAGAAACCGCAGCCCAAGCACCCCGCGGUAUGGACGAGAACAACGCUCCCGGUCUCCCACACCACCAAGGAUGUGUUUUUACCACCGUCGUUUUGGGAAGGACGCGCGUCACUGUCUCCAACCUUGCUCGUGGCAGGAAAACAAGAAGGCCGACCAAUAA